UAUUUUUUUUUGAAUAUCAGUGAAAGUUUCUGUGCCACAGCUUUCUACAGGGAUUAAAGAUGCCCUACAAUCAGGGACUGAAAAUGCUGAUGACCUCAAUGGCCUUGUUGGGCUUGACAUGUGAUCUAUUCAAGUCAUCUGUAUCCAGCCACAACUUGUUUGGCUUGUCAGCAAAACAAGUAGUUCUUGGCAACCUGCUGUACAGAACAGAGUCUGCUGUGCUGUUACCAAUUACUGGAAAGCCAGACCUCAAGAGAGACUUGUCAUCAAAUGUCAUUCCCCUCAAUACUGGAAACAAUGUCUUGACUUCCAAGAAAGCAGACAAUAGCCUGCAGAACUGCUUUAUUUGCAGAAGGAUGCACUACCAUGACUCUGAAAAGUCAAGUUUGAAGAAACAGUCAAUAAAAGGAGCUAUCAAGAGCUCUUCUCACAAUUCUGGAGUCCCAGGUUAUGCUAUACAAAGCAGAACCCCGAGUAAACCCGGCGCCACACCGGCAUCACCACCACCAGUCGCGGAACUCGUCGUGUCUCGUCAGUACCACCGCUGCCGCCGCCGCCCAACACCGCCAUCACCGCAGACAAGUGGCGGUCAUCUUCCGAACCUCGUCCUCCAGAAGCGCCAACCGGAGCAACAGCAGCAGCAGCCCGUGCCUGCGAACCAGGCGCCAUUGCCGGACCAGCCGCCGCCAGUUCCGUUGCAGAUAGGAGGCGAGGAAAAGCCGGGAGCGUGCAGCGACAUCUACCCGCAGAAAAAAGUAAUCAAGACAAAGAAGAAGCAUCGGCGCGUCUUGGUGGAGUUGUCACACAAGGUCCCUAAGCAGCAGCAGCAAUGCAGUAAUGCAACAGGAAACGGCUCAUGGGGUAAGUGGGCACCAGCACUGGUGUUACUGGUUUUUCUCAGAGAGGUUCACAUGAAACCCUUUGGACCAGACCAACUCAAAGAGGACCAUUCAGUGAACAUCAGGAUUGAUGGGAAUUCUCAGCAGCAAGUUGAUGGGUCUUACAAUCUGGACCUUGUGCGGAAAGAUGGCACUAGGCAACAGAUAGCCUCCAGUGGACCAACAGUGCAAGGCAUCUAUGAGUACACUGAUGAGCGUGGGGAGAAGAAAAGAGUCAAUUAUGAGGCCAGUCGCGAGGGGGGCUUCAGGAUCCUGAACCCUGACCAGGCACAGGGACUGAGGGAAUUCCCUGCUGACCCCAGUGGACCCCUGAGUGUGACCCUCAGCCAGUCCCACAUUGCAGCUCUGGAAUUCCACAAGAGCACUGUGGAAAAGGCAUGGCGUGAACAGGAGAUGCAUUCCAGAGGUGCUGCUGCUCUGAAAGAUAAAUUCGGCGGAGGUCACAUCAACGCGUCUCUGCACCGUGAAAAGGACCCCAAGUCAAACGCGGUCAAGUCCGUGUUCCGCAAGGAAUUCAGGGACUCCCAGGGUCGCCUCAGGGGGUUUCAACAGGCCCAUUCCGUGGUGCACGCUGUCAACACAUCCGCUGUUAACGGAUCCAUGCCGUUUCUUCUGCCACCCGGCGGGCGACAUCUAGACGAGAAUGGAUUCAACAUCGGGAACAUCAUGGACAAAAUCCGAGAGUUCCACCAGUCCUUAUUUGGCGCCGGUGCUGGUGGUGAUGGCGGUGGUGGGCCAAUGUUUGGCGGCAUGGGUGCUGAUGGGAAUGGCACCGGGGUUAUUGGCAUGGGGGGUAACAGAAAGCCAAGCGAUUUCCCGUUGAUGAAUCCAAAUGUGGCUGAUCCGCACAUGAUGCCGAUGUUGCCUUGAUGACCAGGCUUUGUAUUGGUGGAAAAUAAAUUGAAACCUUAUUGCAUGAUGACAAUGGAAA
Notodromas monacha is the source of this 1830-nucleotide messenger RNA. NCBI's taxonomy places the organism in Eukaryota, Metazoa, Arthropoda, Ostracoda, Podocopida, Cyprididae. The record is from the annotation of a GenBank genome assembly.